AUGAGCUCAGGAUCGCCCCCGGGCUCGAAGCCCUCUGCAAUUCCAUCCCACAUGUUGAAUGGUAGCUCUCCUUUGCAGUCAUCCUCAGGCUCUGUCUCAAGCUCUGGCACUGGAAACCGAACGCGGGAUGCACGUGAGCGUGAGAGUCUCAACACUUCUAUCCGCUCAUCUUUCGCUCCCAGAGUUCCUGCGGGGUUGGGGUUCGAUGUUGAGAAUGCUCGGCCUGCCCCACCUGGUGAUGCUAUUGCCCGCGAAGACGGGGCUACCCACGGCGCUCUGUCCAUCCGUGGAAGACCGACCUUGAAUGAUCCUCCCCGCGAUCCCCGGGAUGAGGCCGCUCCAUUGACCCCGCCGACGACGGUUUCCCGCCCCGCCAGCCCCUACACAUUGAACCCCCCAGUCGAUUUUGAUGGACUCAGUUGGCCUUGCCCCGGAACCCGGCAGCGGUUGGAAUCUACCCCGGAAGAAAACGAGGAGCGGAUCAAGAAGCUGGCAGGUGCUGUGCGAACAAUUUUGGAAUGUGUUGGAGAAGAUCCUGAACGUGAGGGUCUUCGCGAGACUCCCGAGCGCUACGCCAAGGCUAUGCUCUACUUCACUAAGGGAUACGAAGAGAACGUGCGGGACCUGGUCAACGGCGCUGUUUUCCACGAAGAUCAUGACGAACUCGUCAUUGUCAAGGAUAUUGAUGUGUUCUCACUGUGUGAACACCACAUGGUUCCCUUUACUGGAAAGAUGCAUAUCGGUUACAUCCCGGAUCGCCGUGUUCUGGGACUUUCGAAAUUGGCCCGUCUGGCUGAAAUGUUCUCCCGCAGACUGCAAGUCCAAGAGCGCUUGACUAAGCAAGUGGCUCUGGCUAUUUCGGAGGUGCUGAAGCCUCGUGGUGUUGGUGUUGUCAUGGAAUCCUCGCACCUUUGCAUGGUUAUGCGUGGUGUGCAGAAAGUUGGCAGCACCACUACCACAAGCUGCAUGCUAGGAUGCAUGCGAUCAAGUGCUAAAACCAGAGAGGAGUUUUUGACGCUCUUGCAUCGCAGAUAA
Penicillium odoratum is the source of this 1035-nucleotide messenger RNA. Its product is annotated as GTP cyclohydrolase I. The coding region runs from base 1 to 1035 and encodes 344 amino acids. Gene Ontology annotation, biological process: tetrahydrobiopterin biosynthetic process; tetrahydrofolate biosynthetic process. Lineage: Eukaryota; Fungi; Ascomycota; Eurotiomycetes; Eurotiales; Aspergillaceae. Gene Ontology annotation, cellular component: cytoplasm. The record is from RefSeq and is a predicted model, not a curated record. Gene Ontology annotation, molecular function: GTP cyclohydrolase I activity; GTP binding; zinc ion binding. The transcript has 4 exons.